Messenger RNA from Engraulis encrasicolus (European anchovy), 7320 nucleotides. It is a transcript of the gene inppl1a, whose product is annotated as inositol polyphosphate phosphatase-like 1a. The transcript has 27 exons. The record is from RefSeq and is a predicted model, not a curated record. The coding region runs from base 947 to 4849 and encodes 1300 amino acids. Gene Ontology annotation, cellular component: cytosol. Gene Ontology annotation, molecular function: inositol-polyphosphate 5-phosphatase activity; protein binding. Lineage: Eukaryota; Metazoa; Chordata; Actinopteri; Clupeiformes; Engraulidae. Gene Ontology annotation, biological process: phosphatidylinositol dephosphorylation; negative regulation of insulin-like growth factor receptor signaling pathway; regulation of immune response.
AGUAGGCUGCAGAGGAAAGGGCGCGACUUUGGGCACCGUGCACGGUGCCACUGCCAACUGUGCGCGCGAGCGCGUGCUGUGUGGCACCGUAGACUCCCUGUCACUGAGAGGCGCUAGAAACUCGCACAAGACAGACGGAGAGACGGCGAAGCGACCACAGCCACAUAGCUGGCAAAACUAUCUUGCUGGAGUUUAGGGCAACGUCGAGGGAUCAUGUGGCGUUUUGGAGAGCUCCCUUGCUGAAUGUGGCGAUACACACCCAUUGCCACGCCGUCCGUCACGCAUGUUAAGAGUAAAGUUAGUUAGCACUAAGUUACCUUUCAUCAAGUGUCUUUCUACUCUUUAGCUGCGCUGUCCGUAUUUCUUCCCUCAAAAUCUCUCACAUCCUCUCCAACGCCUAACGGCAGUGACCGAACAUUAUCUGACUGUUCGAAAGUAGACCUACAGCCCGGGGUGCAGGGCGAACGCUGCGUAUGUCGGGGGUGUCUGGUGGUGUUGGCGAGCUAGCUCGGGAUUUGUGUCGUGGCUACGGGGAGCCUCCGCUGGGCUGUCUGGCGCUGCUCAAGAACUAGACGCGGAGCAGGGGGAGGUCGGCGCUACGGAGGCGCUCUCGCUCCCAGUUGGAUUUACAUAUGUGUAUUUCCGUGGGAAAGGGGGACAGGCCGAGCCCGUGGCUUCUUCCUUCGAUGGCACUUUUUCAGGAACCGGGAACUGGGAGGAAGCUGUUGGUAACCUAGCUGCUGCUGUCGCUGGCUGUGGAAGUGGUGGAAACGUUUUUAACUGCGGAGUUGGAUUUUGCGUAACUUUUGCCAGCAACUUUUUUUCUUUUUUGGGUGAAGUACUUCAAACUCUUCUGGGGCCGCCAUUUCGCAGCGAGAAGAAAAGUUUCCCCCCCAGGCGUCAGUUUUUCGACGUCAGUUGUGGAGUUGUUUGUUUCGGUGUGGAGAUGGCGGCGAGUGGUGGCGGUGGUGUCGGUGGAGUCGGGUCUCCUCCGGUCAGCAACAGCGGGCCCCCGCUGUGGUAUCACCGGGACUUGAGUCGCGCUGCAGCCGAGGAGCUGCUGGCCAGGGCCGGGAGGGACGGGAGUUUCCUGGUCCGGGAUAGCGAGAGCGUUAACGGGGCAUACGCCCUUUGCGUGCUGUUCCAGAAGCAUGUCCACACCUACAGAAUUCUACCUGAUGAGGAAAACUUCCUUGCAGUGCAGACAUCCCAGGGUGUGCAGCCUAAGCGGUUCGGAACGCUGCCGGAGCUCAUCACUCUGUACCUCCAGCCGGGACAAGGCCUUGUCUCCACACUACUGUUCCCUGUGGACCGAGAGGAGAGCAUAGAGGAACGAGACUACUCAGAUGGCGAGGAUGAGAAGCCCCCCCUGCCCCCCCGCACAGCUUCUUCCAGUAGCCCCAACGCUGCUCUACUGGCAUCUGAAACACAACCUGACUCCUGCGUGGGGGCGUCUAACGGUCUGACUACGGUGUCCCAUGAGUACCUGAAGGGCAGCUACGCUCUGGACCUGGAGGCCGUCAAGCAGGGAGCCAACAACCUGCCCCACCUCAACAAGACACUGGUCUCCUCCUGCAAACGCCUGCACGGGGAGGUGGAUAAGGUCCUGUCUGGGUUGGAGAUUCUGUCCAAAGUCUUCGAUCAGCAGAGUGCAUCUAUGGUGUCCAGGAUGAUCCAACAGACGGUGAGCCAGGGAGGAGAUGAGGAGCUGGAGCAACUGGUGACUAAACUGGCCAUUCUGAAAGACCUGCUGUCAUCUAUAGAGAAGAAGGCUCUGAAGGCGUUGCAGGACAUGAGUGCCUCCAGUCCAAACUCCGCCCCCCUCAUACACACACGCCACAGCAAGAUCAUCCCCGUGCAAACCUUUGAGGUGAAGCUAGAUGUUAACUUGGCGGACCUGACUAAGCUGGGUAAGUCCCAGAAACACACUCUCUCCGUUGACGUGGAGGCGGGAAAACUGGUGGUGACGCGCAAGCUGAAGGACUCUCAAGAGGACUGGACCACACACACACACGACAAGAUCCGCCAGCUGAUUAAGUCUCAGCGUGUGCAGAAUAAGUUGGGGAUCGUCUUCGAGAAGGAGAAGGACAAGAACCAGCGGAAAGACUUCAUAUUUGCUAGUGCUAAGAAGCGUGAGGCGUUCUGUCAGCUUCUGCAGCUGAUGAAGAAUAAACAUUCCGACCAGGACGAACCGGACAUGAUCUCUGUAUUCAUAGGCACCUGGAACAUGGGUAGUGUCCCUCCUCCUAAGUCGGUGGGCUCGUGGCUGCUGUGCAGGGGCCUGGGUAAGACGCUAGAUGAGCUGACAGUGGCCAUUCCACACGACAUCUACGUCUUCGGCUCGCAGGAGAACUCUGUCUGUGAACGCGAGUGGGUCGAUGCACUACGCUGCGCACUCAAGGAACACACAGAGAUAGACUACAAACAGAUUGCAGUGCAGACUCUGUGGAACAUCAAGCUUGCAGUUCUAGUCAAACCGGAACACGAGAACCGAAUCAGUCAUGUGGGGGUGUCCAGCGUCAAGACUGGCAUCGCUAAUACACUGGGUAACAAAGGUGCAGUAGGUGUGUCUUUCAUGUUCAAUGGAACUUCCUUUGGCUUUGUAAACUGCCAUCUGACGUCAGGAAACGAGAAAAUACACAGGCGUAACCAGAACUAUGUGGACAUCCUGCGUCUGUUGUCUCUGGGGGAUAAGCAGCUGGGCUCCUUCGACAUCUCACUACGAUUCACACACCUCUUCUGGUUUGGAGACCUCAACUACCGCCUAGACAUGGACAUACAGGAAAUCCUGAAUUACAUCAACAGGAAGGAGUUUGAGCCGCUGCUGAAGGUGGACCAGCUGAAUCUGGAGAGGGAGAAGAACAAGGUCUUCCUACGCUUCGCUGAGGAGGAGAUCUCGUAUCCUCCUACAUAUCGCUAUGAGAGGGGAUCCAGGGACACCUACGUCUGGCAGAAACAGAAAGCCACCGGGAUGAGAACUAAUGUUCCGUCGUGGUGCGAUCGGAUCCUGUGGAAGUCGUACCCUGAGACACACAUCGUUUGCAACUCUUAUGGUUGUACCGAUGACAUAGUGACGAGUGACCACUCUCCUGUGUUCGGGACCUUUGAGGUCGGAGUCACGUCCCAGUUUGUCUCCAAGAAAGGGCUGCCUAAAUGUUCGGAGCAGGCCUAUAUUGAGUUUGAGAGCAUCGAGGCGAUCGUCAAGACGGCCAGUAGAACCAAGUUCUUCAUCGAGUUCUACUCCACCUGCCUGGAGGAGUUUAAGAAGUGUUAUGAGAAUGACUCCCAGUCGAGUGACAACGUCAACUUCCUGCGUGUUGGUUGGUCUAGUAAGCAGCUGACGACGCUUAAGCCCCUCCUCUCGGACAUCGAGUACCUGCAGGACCAACACCUGCUGCUCACUGUCAAAUCCGUCGAUGGAUACGAGUCCUAUGGGGAGUGUGUCUUGGCGUUGAAGUCGAUGAUCGGCAGUACGGCGCAGCAGUUCCACACGUAUCUGUCCCAUAGAGGGGAGGAGACGGGGAACAUACGAGGCUCCAUGAGGGUCCGGGUCCCCUCAGAACGCAUGGGCACCAGGGAACGCCUAUACGAAUGGAUCAGUGUGGAUAAGGACGAGACUGGUGGACCCAAAGGCCAAAGAGCAACACUGCCCUCUAGAGUUGGACACGAUUAUGUCAAGCCUUCUCCGAGUCGUAAGGGAGCGGAGCUGAGUAAAGUAUCUGAGGAGGGAGAGAGGACCACAGGCAGCCGACCCCCUCACACGCACACACAUACACCAGCCGGAAAAGACGACACGCAAACCAGAGCCAAGCAGGACUCUGUGGAAGGGGAAUCAUCUUCCUGUAAGAACAGCUACAAUAACCCCGCCUACUACAUCCUGGAGGGCGUCCCCAACCAAUCAGCAGCCCUGGCCUCCGACCUUCCUUCUCCCGGCCCUGGCCCCACCCACCCGUCGGCCCCCGUCAGCAAAUCAGCAGCCGCCACAGCGGCCGGAGGGGCGGGCCCUAAGAGCAAGCCGCCCUCGGGAGCCAAUGCUCUCCACCAAUCACGACGCCCCAGCGGCGGACGGACGGCCGUUCGGCCAAUCAGCGAGGAGGGCUCGUCGGAGGAUGAUGGGAGCGCCGUCGUGGCGACAGGGACUCUGAACAGACCGCCGCCCGACUUCCCCCCUCCCCCGCUCCCCAAGAGUGCACUGACGGACAUGACAGACAGCUGCUUCUACCCAAUGGGGCGCGAGGGUGGCAAGGCGCGAGCCUAUCCAGAGCUGCCGGAGCUGAAGAACCCACCUCCCACCACCGCCUCCAAGCCCCUCCCCUCCCCCGGAUUACCACCAGCCAACCAGGGCGGUGCGUUCUGCCUGGACCCUCCCACUCUCAGCGCUCCGCCCAAUCAACCGUUCCGUAAAGUCAGCAGUGGGGGUGGGACUCCGGGGCUGGAUGACCAAUCCUGUUCCGUCUUGCAGAUGGCCAAGACGCUGAGCGAGGCGGAAUACACGGGGGACAGGCGGGGUCUACGGGAGGGGGUGGGGUUUGGGAUGAGAGGGGCGGGGCUUAACGACGGCUGCAGAACGUUUCCGCCCAGAGCCAUACAAGAGGAGAGCAGCGCCGACGAGGCUCUGUGGGCGGGUGGCAGCAGUAGCAGCAGUUUGUCAGUAGAUGGCAGUGUUGGUGAGUGGCUGCAGCGUUUGGGUCUGGAGAGAUACGAGGAGGGACUACUGCACAACGGCUGGGAUGACCUGGAGUUCCUCAGUGACAUCACAGAGGAGGACCUGGAGGAGGCUGGAGUUUUAGACCCCGCCCACAAGCAGAUCCUGUUGGCCAGUCUGAGACAACAGCAGCAGCAGAAGUGAAUUCAUUGGCCAGUCUAAGGCGGCAUCAACAUCAGAAGAGAUCCUAUUGGCUUAGACACCGGCAAACCAAUCCAGCGCUACUCUGCAUGGGUCUAAACUGGUGUCUGAACUCUGAACUGGCCUGAACUUAUCUAAACUGGUCUGAAUUGGUUUAAAUUGGUCUGAUUUGACCUAAACUGGUUUCAACAGGUCUUAAUUGAUCUGAAUGAAUUGGAAUUGGUCUGAACUGGUCCAGUGUUUGUCCGGAGACGACCUCUGGCCUUUGCCAGCCUGGACUGGACUCAGCCACAUGAGACACUCCCACACACCAUCCAAUGAGAUGCCAGUCUGUUCUCCUCAGUGCUCUCAGCUGCCAAAUCAGCAUCCAGGCCUUCCUAGAGGCCCCGCCUACUCCCCCAUGCUGACAGGAAGUGACCUCAGACCUAGAGGGACGGAGGGACACUCUGAUUAGCUGGAAGACGUUCAGACGGACGUGCUGAUUGGCACCCGUCAGCUCUUGUCCUGUUGUCACAAUCAGCUGAUCAGUCUUAAGCCAGGCUCAAUCUACACAACUGUCAACUGUAAACAGAGACAAUGCCCGACCUUCUAUUUCGAGUCGUAAAUAUCAAACAGUGUUUGAUGUCUAUGAUUUGCGAUUGGCGACUCUUGGAAUUGGCAAAGUUCUAUCUUUGAACGUCGUCACGACAAGGAAAUCUUGCCCGACAAUUGCUUGCGAUGGUCCUGUGGGGUAACGUUCCACCAAUUGUCGUAAGGGGGGGUUUCAGGCAAAAAUUGGGCCGAUAGUCGUGUAGUUUGAACCUGGCUUUAUUCAUUCAUCUGUUCAGUUGAUAUUCUCUUAUUGUGAAUAUUCAUCAUCAGCUGUGGUCUUAUUCAGUUCAUCUUUUUAGCUGAUAUUGUUAUUCUGAUAUUCUUUUGUCCUCUUUUCUCUGUUUUAUGUUGUGUUUUGUUGUUGUUUUAUUUUGUUCUUUUGCUGCAUGUUCAGAUUCUGAGAAAGGGAAGAGUCCACCACAGUAUGUGGGAGCCAUAUUUGUGUGUGUGUGUGUGUGUGUGUGUGUGUGUGUGUGUGUGUGUGUGUGUGUGUGUGUGUGUGUGUGUGUGUGUGUGUGUGUGUGUGUGUGUGUGUGUGUGUGUGUGUGUGUGUGUGUGUGUGUGUGUGUGUGAGUGAGAGAGAGAGAGAGAAAGGGAGAAAUAGACUUGUGUACUGAGCUGAAACUGUAUUAUUUUCUUUUAUGGUCACGCACACACACACACACAAACUGACUGUAGUAAGCCUAGUGAUGGCACGUAUUUGCAUUAUUUUAAGUGACAAAAGUCUCAUUUUAUGAAUAUAAUAUAAUAAAGGACAACAUUUCAGAACAUUUCAGCAUGUACACGUUUAUCAAGCUGACUCAUAAUGUGUGUGUCUAUACACUUCAGCAUGUAACAUAUACAGUAUGUACAUCAAGAACACACACACACAAACACACACUACUGUCUUUCCAUUUCAUCAUGUACAUGUAUGAGUAUCCCCCAGUCUGUCCCCCUUCCUCUGCCUCAUACACACUGAUAUUUAUAUAUUUAUUACCAUGUACACACUCCUCUCUUCUUCUUCACUCUCUCUCUCCCCUCCCUUACUUCUCUCUAUGUCUAUCCAUCCUAUUGCCGUGCAUACUGUAUGUCAUCUCUCUCUCUACCCUCCCUUACUUCUCUCUGUGUCUAUCCAUCCUAUUGCCGUGUAUACUGUAUGUCAACAUUAUCUCCUUUCAUUCUAUCCAUCCUCUCUUUUCUCUAUUCAUCCUCUCGUCUUCUCUCUGUCUGCCCUCUCUUCUCUCUGUCUGUCCAUCCUCUGGUUUUCGCCACUAGCUAUUGUCCCGUUUCAGUCAUGUGACCUUCGUAAAGCGGCCGUCAUUUUGGACGUGAAGGAGACAGUGAUUUGAAUCUGUUUGAAUGCGAGUAACGAGAAACGACAAGCAAAAAAAAAAAAUUAAACGAGAUGCGAAAAAAAAAUCCUUUGUCUAGCAUUUGGUGGGGGAAGCGGAUGGAGAGGUUUUUGGAAAAGAUCGGAGGUUUAGAAAAUGAUGUUUACAGUCUGCUUCCACCAGGCUUGUUUACUCAAUUCAGUUCGGCUUUAUUGGCAUGACAAAUAUCACACACACACACACACACACGCGCGCGCACACACACACACACACACACACACACACACACACACACACACACACGCGCGCGCACACACACACACCAUGUCUUGAACAUACUGUAUUGUGGAUCUCCUUUUAAUGGUUAUAGCAGCUUCAAAUCCUGUUUCAUUCUGCAACACUUUCUCAUGGGGUGGUGUGCGUGCGUGCGUGUGUGUGUGUGUGUGUUCCAUCCACCGUUGUGUUCUGGUGUGUGUCUGUGAUAUCUCAGUGACCCCUUUUGAAACUCACUGAACUGUCUUUGUGUAUUUUUUUGUUUUUGAAAAGCUGAAAAAAAUAAAUACGAUAAUGCUU